Molecule: messenger RNA, 4379 nt
Organism: Haliotis rubra (blacklip abalone)
Lineage: Eukaryota; Metazoa; Mollusca; Gastropoda; Lepetellida; Haliotidae
Product: protein LTV1 homolog
Exons: 11
Coding region: 716-1465 (249 amino acids)
Biological process (GO): ribosomal small subunit biogenesis; ribosomal small subunit export from nucleus
Cellular component (GO): nucleus; preribosome, small subunit precursor; cytosol
Source: RefSeq, a predicted model, not a curated record
GAUACUUGGUGGUUGCAACUUCCGGUUGGAAAACACGUUGUGUUGUUUUUACCGUUUUCAGGGCUGAAGUUAAAUUGAAUGGUUUUGUCGUUAUUUUGCUGUCAACAUGCCACACAGAAAGAAGAAGAAGUUUAUUGAUAAGAAGAAUGCGUAAACAUUCCGCUUAGUUCACAGAAGUCAGAAGGAUCCCUUACAGGCCAGCGAUGAUGUCGGACAGCGAGUUCUUCUGCCUGUUGAAGAUAAGGAAGCAGAGAAACGUAAGAAUACUCAACGUGAGUUUGGAGUGUUCUUUGAAGAUGAUUAUGACUACCUUCAACAUCUCAAAGAUGUUGAUGAAACCGUGGAAUUUGAACCUGUGGACAGUUUCAGGAUUCAGGAGUCUACACAAAGAGCUAAACAGUCUGAUGCCACAGCCAAGGAUCCUAAAUUGAAGCUACCAUCAACUGUCUUUGCCUCUCAAGUUGAGACAGAGGUCGGCCUCCUCAACAAGGCAGCCCCUGUGUCAGGCCCACGUUUAGACUGGGAUCCAGACAUUGUUGCAGCCUUGGAUGAAGAUUUCGAUUUUGAUGACCCCGAGAAUGCGUUGGAUGAUGACUUUGUCUUGAAGGCUAAUGAUGCAGUUGAAGGGGGACAGGGGGAGGGAAAAAGGGAGGAAGGUGAAUGGACAGAUGAUGAAGAUAUCGCAUCUGAUGAGGCAGAUUUCUCUGAUGAGGCCAUGGACCAGCUUGGCGAUGGUGACAUGUUUGAGAAUGAGGAGACAAAGUCCCGAUUCACUCAGUACUCCAUGACAUCUUCUGUGAUUCGCAGAACGGAGGGACUUACGCUGCUUGAUGAUAGAUUUGAAAAGCUGUUCGAGGCGUAUGAUGAGAGUGAGAUCGGAGCACUGGACCAUGAGGACAUUGAUGGCCGAGUUGAACCCAGCAGUCAGAUACUGGACAGUGUUCUAGAUGAGUUCGAGAAGGAGCAGACUAAAGUGCAGUUGUCGGAUGUAGUGGGGAAUAAUGUAGUGGCCGAUUCCGAGAGCGAUGAUGACACAGAGCUGGUGAAGAUGGUCAUUGAGGAGCCUGGGGAGAAGUGGGACUGUGAAUCUAUACUUAGCACAUACUCCAAUCUUUACAAUCAUCCCAAGUUGAUAUCAGAACCAAGAAGUAAAAAUAAUAUGAACAUCAAGUUAACUUCAAAGCUGGGGAUUCCGCUAGAUGGGCUGGAACAGCGUGGACUGACACAGAAGCAGAUUGAGCAGGAGAUGCGUGACUCACAGAGGGCAGACCGGGCCAGCACGUUCAGGCCUCGGGGAGAGACGCCUGAGGAGAAGAAGGCCCGGAAGCUUGCCAUUAAAGAUGAGAGGAAGGACAGAAGAAUGGAGAAGAAAGCUAACAAGGUGGCAUUUGGAAAGGAGAAGAUACGCCAGGAUAAAGAACAGCACAAUCUGAAACAGAACUUGCAGGGGAUGAAGAUGAUUUAACCCAGGGAUGGAGAGAGCUUUUGACUGAUUGUACAGAACCCGCAGUAGGGAAGCUGCUUUAACCCAAGUUGGAAGGCAGCUUUGAACUCUCUGAUUGUACAGAACCCAGUGUGCUUGAAAGUGCUUUACCUGUGGUUUGAACAGAGCACUGGACUCUCUGAUUGUACAGAACCGACAAGGGUUAAGGUGCUUUAACCCUGGUUGCGAUGGAGCUCUUGACACUCUGAUUGUACAGAACCCACAGGGUUGAAGGUUCUUUAACCCAGGUUGAAAUUAAGAUGUUAAAUCUCAGACUACAGAAAUAGAGAGAUUUUUUCAGCCAGGUUGGAAUGGAGGUUUUGACCCUGUCUAGUAUGUGUACAGAACCUACUCUUGCUACAGGUGUGAAGACACUAUUACCGAUGAUGAAGCAGGGCAGUGGACUGGCUGACUCUCUACAGAACCUACAGGUCCAUGCAUCCUUGGUGUUUGUGGCAGCGGUGUAACUAUCUAGAAGGACAGAUCUAUACUCAUCUGUAAUUUAUGUAUGCAAAUCUUUUAUGUUAAAGUUUACAAAUUAUAGUCAUCUUGUGGUGAACAACAAUUGGCUAUGUGAAUUAUAUAUAUAUCAAAUUACAUAUUGUGACUGUUCUGGCCAUCUUCAUAUCAAAUGGCAUAUUGCAUUAUAUGUUGAGAGCAGAUUAGUGCUGAAUACAUUUCAUUGCUGGAGAUCUCCAUCACUAGCCUUCAACAGUUCAGCCCCUUCCAGCGUCAAUACCAUUAUUUGUGGUGAGAGUGGUAAUUAGGAAGGUCAAGGCCAUGAGUAUGUUGAUUUGCUUGUGGGAACAAACCGUGGGAGUGUUUCACCAUGAAAAAGGGGGAAUGAUCACAUUCUCAGGAUGAUAAUUCUCAAGACCCAACCAAACACACUCACCACAUAGGCUAUACUGGUUGGACUGAAAUAACAUAGUGCUCUAAAGUCUUCAGGUUUGCUGAGCAGAGUUGCCUCCCUUAGAUGAGCCAGGAUCUUCUGUACAAAUCACUGAUUCACCCUGAUUGUGAUCCUCGAUCCCUGUUCCACAAAGAGAUCUUAGCGCUAUGAUUGUGGUAAAUCUGUGUUAAAGUGUUGCAGUUAUGGCCAUCUUAGCACUAUGAUUGUUGUACGUUUGUGUUAAGUAUUGCAGUUAUGGCCAUCUUAGCGCUAUGAUUGUUGUACGUCUGUGUUAAAGUAUUGCAGUUAUGACCAUCUUAGCGCUAAGAUCACGCUGGUGAAUUGGUACGCUCGGGGCUUUCAUCAAAGAGGUAGAUGUUAAUGACCUUUGUACCGAUGGGCUUUCCUCCCACAUUAGGUUAAAACCCUGUAAGAGUGAAAUAGUGUUUAAAGGAGUGUUGAUCCCAGUUUCCUAAGGCAGGAAUUUUACAGUCAGAAUUACACCAAGAACACCUAUUGUAACUCUACUGUAUGACAUAUUUGAUAUGUCCCAUUAUUCUCUUUAUUUUGCACAUCAGGGGUUUUAAAGACAUUUAUAGUUUCAUAACUGUUAUCAGGUCGGCAUGCAGAAACGAUGCAUUUUUCUAAAUUUAUCAUAUUCCUAAUUUUGCUCUUUUAUUGCCACGAUUACAGAUUGAUAGGCAUCAUAUUAUAUUGGUUUAUGGAGUGUUUUAGGUUGUUAAGUAACAUGAAAUCUUUUUAUAUGCAUUUGAGUGUCAUUCACUCAAAAUAAUUGUUGUGGUCAGAAGAAAUCUGUCUUUUUUGUUGUCUAUGAAGAAAGUGUUACUUUUAAUGGCAGACUAUUACAUUUGUGUUUGAAACAUAACAUAAACAAGUACUUGCUGUGGUACCUAUGUGUUUGCGGUUACUCUCCUUUCUGAAGUGUAUCCAGGGAGAAUGUACAUAAUGUAAGUGACGCUGGAACAAUUCUCCAUGCAGUAGUACACUAUAUCACAUUGUGGAGCUUGAGAGAUGAUACACUUUGUUGGGAGUUGUGAACUGUCUACUGAGAAAGGGGAGAUAAUUCUAUGCAUAUACAAUUUUUUUAUUAUAAUAUGUGCGAUGUUUUUCCCGUUUGAAUACUAAUACCUUUAUCAAGCAAGUGAUCAUCACCAAUAUGUUGAAUAUAUUGUAAUAAAGAAGUAUAUUCAUAGAAAUAUGUCCCUUAUUCAUCACACCAACUUCUAUAAGCCACUCAAAGAAGUUAUCUGCUGAGUAAGUGAGUGAGUAUGGUUUUUUGCCACUUUUAGCAAUAUUCCAACAAUAUCACGGUGACAGACACCAGAUAUGGGCUUCACACAUUGCACUCAUGUAGGGAAUCGAACCCGGGCCUUCGACGUGACCAGCAAGCGCUUUAACUACUAGGCUACCCCACCGCCCCCUGCUAAACCGAUUCUGAUUAACGGUUUAUUGAGCUUGUGACAUAAUACGCUUGGUUUGGCAAUGUAAAAUAUCUGGUGAACCAUGUAAGACAGUUCUAUGGAUAUGCAACUACUUGUUUACAAUAUAUGCAGUGUUUCGGUGUAGUCGCUAUCACCGUUAUCAAGCAAGUGAUCACCACCAAAAUGUUUCACAUAUUGUAAUGGCAAGUAUGUCGACAGAACUACCUCCCUUGUUCAUCAUAACAGCUUCUAAAAUAUAUGGAUGAACAACUUCUCUAUUACAGUGAAUGAGCCGAUAAAUAGGUGUAUAAUAUUGUUAUCUACCUUAGUGCUCCAACUUCUAAAUGCCUUUGAAAGAAGGCAAGUUAUCUGCUGAACCAAUUCUGGUUUUUGGUGAUUUUUCUCCUCAUGAACAUAACACAUGUUUUCAAACAAGUUGUUAAUUGAUGCAGAUCACGUGAUUCAUGACUAUGCUGAACCAUGUCAGCCCCAUUUUCACUUGUAGUGUGUAUGGUCAGUAAGAUGGAAUAAAACAAAAUAUACUGGAAAAUUACGCUGUAAA